AUGUCACACGAAAGAAAGAACCGGGCUCUGCUGAUUGUCAAUUACGAUUUUUGCAGCAGAUGGUCCUCAGAGAAGCUCCAGUCAAGACCCGGGGCCAAGAAGGAAGCAGACAGGCUUUUUAAAGCAUUAUCCCACUGCAACUACACUGUGAAACUGUGCUAUGAUUUGACAGCAAAGGAAAUAGAAGACGUUUACGAGGAAGAAUGUGAUGCAGAACAUGGGGACUGUUUUGUAAGCAUCAUUUCCAGUCACGGAACAGAAGGGAUCAUCUUUGACUGCGAAGGACAACCUGUUCAGCUCACACAGAUUUUCAAGAUAUUAUCACCCCAAAAAUGUCAUAAACUGGCAGGAAAGCCCAAAAUCUUCUUCAUACAGGCCUGCCGUGGAGAGGACAUAGAACAUGGCGUGUGCCUGCAGACAGAUGGCGCUGGACCGCAGAGUGACUGCUUCUCACACUAUCUCUCCAUCCCGGACAAUACCGCAGUCAUGUUUUCUUGCAGUCCCGGUUAUGUCUCCUUCAUCAAUCCAUGGGAAUCCAUGUUCCUCAAGGCCUUACUGGACUUGCUCAGAGGAGAGGAACGUGGCCUUGAAGUCACCCGUUUAAUGACUCGAAUUAGCUGGAAAGUUGCCUACCAUUGUGAAGCGAAAGGAACUCACAGGGGCGCGAAAGAGAUGCCCUGCUUUGUCACUAACAUGGUGGAAGCAGUUUACCCCUUCAGAAGACAAGCCUCAGGCGAUCAGGAUUUUAGACUGACCCCAGAGGAAGGCGGCAUCCAUCCUACUUCAUGA
This is a messenger RNA of Elgaria multicarinata webbii, 789 nucleotides long. Its product is annotated as caspase-3-like. The record is from RefSeq and is a predicted model, not a curated record. Gene Ontology annotation, molecular function: cysteine-type endopeptidase activity. Gene Ontology annotation, biological process: proteolysis. NCBI's taxonomy places the organism in Eukaryota, Metazoa, Chordata, Lepidosauria, Squamata, Anguidae. The transcript is spliced from 4 exons. The coding region runs from base 1 to 789 and encodes 262 amino acids.